AUGGUUGAAUGUAAAAAAGCACAACCGAAAGAAGUGAUGCUUCCAGCAAAUUUAGCGAAAACGCGCACAGCUGGACGUGGAACAUACGGUGAGUUGGUAGUAUUGAGCGGUGGACCAUCAGGAAGCUCAUUAGGAGCAUCUGUUGGCCAACCUACAGCCGCUGUACGCUAUACUCCUUAUCCUUUACCUGCUGCAACGGCAGGUCAUCAGCAAGGCAGCGCUGCUACACAAAUUUUACCGUUAACGACAAAUCCAACUUCCAUAAUACAGUAUGCAGCAGCUCCAUCAAUAACCGUUGGUGCCAGUACAUCAAAUUUGUAUGCUGAUGCUGCCGCAGCAGCAUUAUCAUACAAGAGAUUAUUGGCAACAACGGCCGCCGCAGCUGCUGCAUUACGUUCUCAUCAUCAUCAUCAUGCAAGACCACAACAGUCGCAUGCUGCUCUCACUUAUCCGCUUGGUGAUUUGCUUGGAGUUCAAGGUCUUGAUUUAUCUGGACUCUAUCAAAUACCAACGGCUUCUAUUGGUCUUUGACCGAAUCAUAAUGCCAAUACUACAAUCAUUCAAGUACAACGUCCUCAAUAGAAUUUAAUUCAAUUUCUUCUGAGAUG
Chironomus riparius is the source of this 608-nucleotide messenger RNA. The record is from the annotation of a GenBank genome assembly. NCBI's taxonomy places the organism in Eukaryota, Metazoa, Arthropoda, Insecta, Diptera, Chironomidae.